Molecule: messenger RNA, 561 nt
Organism: Cutaneotrichosporon cavernicola
Lineage: Eukaryota; Fungi; Basidiomycota; Tremellomycetes; Trichosporonales; Trichosporonaceae
Gene: lub1
Exons: 2
Coding region: 1-561 (186 amino acids)
Biological process (GO): ubiquitin recycling; proteasome-mediated ubiquitin-dependent protein catabolic process
Cellular component (GO): cytoplasm; nucleus
Molecular function (GO): ubiquitin binding
Source: RefSeq, a predicted model, not a curated record
AUGGACACUCGCACAACCUACCGAGUGAUCCAGGAGCUCGGCCACCAUGAGAGCGACGUCAAGGCGGUCCUAGCCCUCAAAGACGACGCGCUGCUCGCGUGUGCUUCGCGGGAUGGUUUGAUCUCAUUGUGGACCAAACAGCCACAUGGCGACGAGUCACCGUUCGGCUUCAAAACCGCACUUCGUGGCCACAAUGCCUACGUCAACUCGCUCGCACAUAUUCCGCCUGAGAAUAGUGAAUCACGAGGACGGCUUGCCUCUGGAGGUAACUCGACUAUGGUCUUGAUUCACUCGCUGGACACCAUGCAAGAUGAGCCGAUAUCCUGCCUCAUUGGCCACUCCCACAACGUCUGCGCAUUACACUACUCCUCGUCGCAGAAGCUGUUGGCUAGCGCCAGUUGGGACUGUACAGCUCGGAUCUGGAAGUACGAUGGUGACAACUGGGUCUGCCAACGCGUGUUGGAAGGUCACCAACAAGCUGUCUGGGACGUCAAGAUCGUCGCCAACGACUCAUGGCAAGGUCCUUUCAUCACGGCCAGUGAUCUGGGUGUGGAGCUCUGA